CCUGUACAUUCAUUCGUGAUGCCUCUCCCUGACGAGGUCAAUACUCUACACGCACACAAAAAGUUGCCAAUCUCAUUGGAAAGUUCGAGCAAGUGAACAAACGGAACGUGGCUUCCAAUGCGAAUACGCCCCAGCCUCCUCCCCAACCCAUCAAAAUACCUUCUAGAAUGACGCCAUCACAAGAACCCACGAACGCAAUGACGCUUGCUGAUGACUUCAAGAAGGAUGCGUUUCAUCUCGAGGCGGAAUCGAUUCCCAAAGAAAGCAGGUUGGACACGACCCCGAGCUCGCCCGGAACCUCGCGUGAGCCUGCUGUCAACAGCGAGGUUGCCUCUGAGACUCCCAUCCAGGAUAAAGCUGAGAGCAAUUCUCCUCAUCAAUCAGAGAUGCCUGAACCCAAGGUCGACCCCACACCAUCAUCGACGGACCGACUUACGGUUCCGAGAAAGACCUCUGCGUCUUUGCGUAAUGCCUCGAAGCCAUCGACGCCUGCGAAGACUAUCACCACUACUCCGAAACCCUCGCCUUCGACUCGUGCUACUCCAUCAGUCGCAGCGGUGAAACUCUCGUCACGUCCGUCCGCCACCGUCACUCCAUUCGUUCAGGUUCAGGUGCUUAAGCCUCAGCCCACUGGAGCAUCUGUUACCGCUACCCCUCCUCCCACCACAAGAGCAGCGCCACCUACCACAGCUUCUAAUCUUCGCGCUAAGACUCCAUUGGUAACGACUCCGAGAACGAGCACGUCUCGGCCGCCGCUGACCGCACCCACCGCAUCUUCGUUGGCGAAGGCUCGUACCGCACCUGUCACUGGAAAUGAGACGCCGAAGGCAAGAACUACUGCAGCCACAAAGAACCCUCCGUCGGCAAUGAAGCCGUUCGCGGGCAAGGCGACGGCCGCCACACCUUCAGCCCCGAAGGUCCCACAAACACCUGCGAGGAGUGUAAAGGCCUCGCGCCACAGAACGGCCUCCGCCGUCCUCGGGCAAGUCUUCCAGGGGGUGGACCCUCUGCCGCGGCAUUAGCCGCCCGAGCGAAGGUGGGAGCAAAUGCGCCCCCAGUACCGUCCGUCCGCAAAGAUGCGCCAAUCAAUGAAGUGCCAGCCUCCGCCGCUGACACUGUGGCUGUGGUUGAGCCUCAGCAUCCAUCA
Molecule: messenger RNA, 1147 nt
Organism: Cantharellus anzutake
Lineage: Eukaryota; Fungi; Basidiomycota; Agaricomycetes; Cantharellales; Hydnaceae
Exons: 5
Coding region: 168-1022 (284 amino acids)
Source: RefSeq, a predicted model, not a curated record